AUGGCGUUGCAGGCUUUGGCGGAAGCUGUGUGGGCCAUCCCCACCAGCCAGCUCGCCUGGGGCAUGAUCGCAGCUGCUGUGGUGACGUUCUUCAUGCUGCUGUUCGGCCCGGUAGCGCCGUACUCGAGGGCAGGCUGGGGCUUCCUCAUCAGCCCCAAGCUGGCGUGGGUCACACAGGAGAUGUGGAGCUUCCUGGUGCCGGCCGCCUGGCUGGCCUUCUACGCCACCCCCGAGCAGUGGGAGCGUGUGGGCGAGCCCGCCAACGGGUUGCUCAUGGCCAUGUUCCUCCUGCACUACUUCCACCGCGACUUCAUCUUCCCGCUGCGGCUGCGUGGCAGCAAGCCCACGCCGUUUGUGGUCUGGCUCAUGGCCUCCGUGUUCUGCGUGUACAACGGCUACAUGCAGGCGAGGCGGGCGGGGCGCCGGGGCGCCCCCACCAAGGCGCCCAUCACCGACCGCACCCUGACGGGCGCCGUCAUCUGGCUCAUGGGCUGGCUCAUCAACCUGGAGGCGGACAACAUCCUGAUCAACCUGCGCAAGCCGGGGGAGACGGGGUACAAGAUCCCCCGCGGCGGCAUGUUUGAGCGCGUGUCGGCGGCCAACUACUUUGGAGAGAUUGUGGAGUGGUGCGGCUUCGCCCUCGCAGCCUACCCCAGCCUGCCCGCAGCCGCCUUUGCGCUCUUCAGCUUUGCCAACCUGGCGCCACGCGGCUGGCGGCACCACCUCUGGUACAAGGCCAAGUUUGGGGCGCGAUAUCCGCCGGAGAGGAACGCCAUCAUUCCAUACAUCUGGUGA
Molecule: messenger RNA, 795 nt
Organism: Chlorella variabilis
Lineage: Eukaryota; Viridiplantae; Chlorophyta; Trebouxiophyceae; Chlorellales; Chlorellaceae
Exons: 9
Coding region: 1-795 (264 amino acids)
Biological process (GO): steroid biosynthetic process
Cellular component (GO): membrane
Molecular function (GO): 3-oxo-5-alpha-steroid 4-dehydrogenase activity
Source: RefSeq, a predicted model, not a curated record